GAACUUAUAUUAAUCUGUCAACCAUAUUGGCAGUAAUUGCACUUCUAACAGAUCGAUGAACCUAACACACUUGAAAACCUUUUAGACAGCAAAUUUAUCAAGUGGCUUUACUAAGCUUGUUAACAUAGCUAAAAACACAAUGGAUGACAUGGAACGGAAAGAAGAACACAUUGAUUUCACAACACUUGUUAAACAAAUUGAUUCAACAAUAGAUCCAGACUUAGUAAAACAAUUGAAACAAGUCGAAAUCAUGAAUAUAUUUUUGAAAUGCGAUAUAUUUGGAAAUGAAGAACUUAUUCCUGUUGGAAGUUGCAUAGAUGGUUCAAAAGUUACCGUGCCAAGCGAUAGUGGAGACAUUGACGUGUUAAUAGUUUCUAACCGGGUACUUUUAAAAGAAUCAUUGUUUGAUUACGACAAUGAAAAUCCUGCAUUUCUACAUAUCAGAGUUAAAGACGAACAUGAAAAAUACUUUAAAACAGUGAAAAAUCCGAUAGAAGGUGUUUACCUCCCAAUUUCUGUUCUUAAAGAACUUCGAGAAAGAUUGUUCUUUUUAUCUAAAGUGUGGCUAAAUACUGAAAUACAGGAAGGAAUGUCAAAUGAUGGAAAGUUCUUAAACGUUACAAGAACUUCAGCAGUGGGAAAAGAACAGAUGAAGUUAUAUCCAGCCGAACAGGAUGCUUUUGAGUUUAAGAAUAACAGAGAAACAUUAACAUUUGCAUUGAAAAGAAUAGAAAAAUUUGCCAAAUGUGCGCUUGAUGGAAUAAAGCAUCUAGCAAAAAAUGCUGAAGAAAUGGAUGAGGAAGAUAGACUAAGUGCGUUUGCGACCCACAACCAACCAGACUCAAAUGACCAUUACGAUACCUCUCUGUUAGAGAUGCUGCGCAAAUUUCUAGACAUGAGCGAAGGCAAAGAAUCCGAUGAUAGUAGUAUAAACAAUAAAACGAAUACGAAUGAAGAUCUGUACACAGAUGAUACUGCUGACGAAAAAUGUAAAGCCAUGCCAUGUAAAACACUUGACACAGAGGGAACUGAAAACGCAUCAGAUAAGAUUAUGACUGAAUUAUUGCGUGGCAGUGCGUACAAGAGCAAAUUAUCACAAGACUGCACAACGGCAGAAACGAAGCGUGAUAACUCUGUUUCGGAUUCUAAAUUAAACCACGAUCCUGAAUACAAAAACGCCAUUGAUUCAGAUUCCUUGGAAAAUUUCGUAAAAGAAAGUAGUAAAACAGAGGCAUGUACUCAAAAAGGAACAGCAAAAGAUGAGACCUCGUUUUCAAAAAUAAAGUCGACAGACUUUGUCCCAGCAUUUAAAUUUGAAGGAUGGCCACGGGUAGCAGAUGAGUGGCUGACUCGGCCGAGGAAAUGGCCUUCGAAAGUAACGCUAAAAUUGGUUCUCGAAUCAGGAUGUCAGGUUGUAGCGAAACGACCCUUAGUCGUGUAUAGUGAGCCAAUAGCCGAAGAAAGAGACCCGUACUUCAGACUGUCUUUUGCACUUUCUGAAAUAAUACUCGCACACAGCAUGAAAGAACAACAGCUGUUGUGUUGGCGGGUAUUAAAAGCCUACCAGAAAGCUUUUCUAGAGACAAGACCAAAAUGCCUUACAUCAUAUCGCUGGAAAAACGUCGUAUUUUGGGUAAGUGAAAAUUUGGACGAAUCAUUUUGGGAAGAUGAAAACAUCCUUUUAGCGGUGCUUAAAUGUUUAGACUUAAUGCAAAAUUGCCUUCAAAACCGAAACCUACCAUUUUACUUCGUCAGAAAAAUGAACCUAUUCAAUGGAUGUGACUAUGCAUUAUUUGACAGCUUGAUAAGACAAGUUGAAGCGAUUCGGAGAAAGCCGUUAGUAUUUUUGGAAAGAUUCUUAGCAGAACCGCCGAACUCUGAAACACAUUUUCUAGAUAUUGGUGAGAUUGAGGGCAUGCUAAGCCAAGAAGCAAAGGCGCAGAACAAGGACAGACUUUCAGAGGAAAUAGUAAACGGUUUUAUAAAUCAUUUUCCAGCUUUUUGCAAAGGUGAUGAUCAAGGUGAAGCAAACAAACAAAUGUUUCAUAAAACUGCUACGCACUUGCUGAAGACGGCUAGGUCUGAAAUAGGGAAGAGGACGUCACACGUUUUUAAAGACGCCCAGAAUUCAAAGAGUUUGCAAGAGGAAAUUAUAGACGGAUUUGAAAAAAUCACAAACUCGAUGAAAACCGGAGAUGAAGAAGAAUUAUUUAAGACUUUUGAUAACGUAUUUAAGUCGGUAGCUCAUGACAGAGAGUUGAACUACGAAAACAGUGCAGAUUCCGAAAGUGCUUCUAAACAAAGUCUUGCAAAUAUUUUCAGCACUGCUGUGGCAGGGAAGCAGAAAAUCGACGGGUCAGGACAUUCAAACAAGGCUGUAAAUGAAGCUUCACAGAAAAUAGGAGAGGUAAAAGACAGGGAAGACAAAAAAGAGAAGAAACUGGAAAUGGAUAUAGAUCUUGAUUAAUACAUUUACUAUCUUACAUUGACAGAUACCUUACGUAAAGCCAAAGAAUAAGAAUAUACUAUCUUCUAAAAAAUUUAGACUAUGUACAUGAGCAUAUUCAAUUUACAUGUAUAAUCGCCUUGACGGAAGUUUAUUUUAUGCCAAAGGCGAUAUGAAUUUUCUGGUUACAAGGAUAAAACAUAAAACACUGAGUGAUUAGACAUAAUUCAAAACUUUAACGCUGGUCCGAUUAAAAAUUGCACGAGUUUUAUUGUGGUAUAGAAAGUAGACAUUAAGUUUUAGCUCCAAUUCUUGACAUUGAAAGAACGACAUGCAUGAAGGAAACGUAAGUGCAACAAAUCUUAAUUCAAUAUCAAGAUAACAUUUGAAUAUAUACAUAGUAACAAUGUAUUUAAUAGUAAUGUUACUGAUUCAUACAAUAAAAAUAAUAUGUG
Messenger RNA from Mercenaria mercenaria, 2901 nucleotides. RefSeq lists its product as uncharacterized. The record is from RefSeq and is a predicted model, not a curated record. The transcript is spliced from 2 exons. Bases 140 to 2467 code for a protein of 775 amino acids. Lineage: Eukaryota; Metazoa; Mollusca; Bivalvia; Venerida; Veneridae.